Molecule: messenger RNA, 1256 nt
Organism: Dimorphilus gyrociliatus
Lineage: Eukaryota; Metazoa; Annelida; Polychaeta; Dinophilidae
Source: the annotation of a GenBank genome assembly
CGGGAAUGGAUGAUAACGUAUCGCAAUCGUUCCGGUCGAAUAAUGUAUCUUUGGAGCUAUCGAAUCCACCUAUUGAAUCUAUCAUAAUUCCUGUUGUCUUUGGGUUAAUUGUUCUUGUUGGUGCAAUCGGUAAUGUUCUGGUUCUAAUCGCCGUCUUCCGACAGCCUAUGAGAACAACAACAAAUCUCUUUAUUGUUAAUUUAGCAGUCGCAGAUCUUUUAUUCCUUAUCUUUUGUGCCCCUUUUCAUGCAAUCGUCUAUACUCAGCAUUGGUAUUUUGGGGAGGUAGCCUGCAAAUUGGUCCAUCUUCUUCAAUUUUCAGCCAUGCUUGCAAGUAUUUGGACUUUAGUUACUAUGUCUGCUGAUAGAUUUUUGGCUGUUUCGUUUCCUGUGCGGACGAAACAUUUGCGGAAGCCUAGAGCAGCUCUGAUUAGUAGUUCGUUGGUGUGGGUCUUGGCUGUUUUUUCGUCUGUAUUAUGGCCUAUAGUCUACACUAUAAGAAAAUACGGAGAUAUUCCCGUCUGUAGUGACGCCUUUGACAGUGAUCAGAAAAGAGCUUCAACUUUUCUACUUUUGUUCGUGUUCGGUUACGCUAUACCAUUAGCUGUCAUAGCACUUCUAAGCGCUUUACUUAUACGGCAACUGUGGAAAACACCAAUGGAUUGUUCUCGGCGAGCAAGUACUGAAGCCAAGAAGAAAGUAACUCGCUUAAUAGUCGUCGUAGUCCUCGCAUUCGCCCUUUGUUGGCUGCCUUCUCACGUCUUUUGGCUUUAUACAACACUUCACAAGCUUCAUCAGGGUAGGGAGGCACCCAAGACCAUGGCACUCUAUGUUUUUAGAAUGAUUAGCCACGUUCUCUCCUAUGCCAAUUCGGCUGUCAAUCCAAUACUUUACGCAUUUCUAUCCAGACAUUUCCGGAUAGCUUUUAGGAGGGCGUUAAAAUGUGAAAGAUCGAAUAUAUCUGAAUCAUAUUGGAUAAGCAGUGCAGCCCAUCCACAUUACAACAUUCGCUUAGACAGAAAAUCUCAUGGCCAGGGAGAUGAUUCGAAACACUUAUAACUGAAAUCUCUUAUAGCAAAUAAACUGCUUACUCUCUAUGCUUCUCUUUGUCGAUUCUAUGAAGGAGAACUUCAUUUUCUAAUAGGUUCGAUAAACUCUCUGCUGUCUUUUUAAUUAAAAUUAUAAAAAAUGACUCUUUGAAGACUUCACCUGAGUAUUAUUACUUUUUAAAUAUACUUUUUACUAUUAAACGAUCUU